GACAACUCGGAAAAACGCACACCGCUCACCAGCGAGACAGCGAAUGGUCGCGAGCCAAGACACACUGGGGGAAAGCGUUCAACGGACCUUCUGUAAAAAGUUCUUUCUCAAAUGCAGUUUUCCUUUCGCGCUGCUUUCCAUUGCUUCACCAACCUCCUCUCCGCUAUUGUUCCGCUUCUCCUGUGCGAACGCAAGUUUCUCUCUGGCGCCAGAUUGCCGCAAGCGAUGUCGGCGCAUUUUGGAUUAUGUAGGCAGGCCUCUGUAGGAUUGCAGAGCGACGAAAUACAGAUACAUGAACAGGCAGACAUGUGGAUGCUGAAGAAGAGACGUUUGUGCGCACUGGAAAGCUGAUGUAGGACAACAACUGUUAUGUUUUGCGCAGACGAGCGGCGAAGACUCGGAGUUGCUUCUCUCCUUCUCUCUUCUUUCGCUCUUCGGUCACAGCUUUCCAGCCUUCGUCUUAGUCUUCUUCCUUUCCUCGUUUCCAGCCUCCCUCCCUUCACCUUCUCUUCCUUUCUCUUUUCUUGCCCGGUUUUCUUCCCCCUUCCUCUCUUUUCUGCCCUCACUCGUUCUCUCUUCUCUUUCCUUUUCUUUCUUCGCUUCUUUCCUGUUGCCUCGCGUUCUCUUCUUCUCCCCAUCUCUCUCCUCUCUCUCUCUCUCUCUUCGCUCCCUUUCUCUUCUCUCUGGAGCUUUCUUUCAACAAUGUCGGACUACGGUGAGGAAGAUAUCCAGUUUGAGUACGAGAGCGACGGCGAACAGUACGGAGACGACGAAGAAGAUGAGGAGGCGAUUCUCAUGGAAAACUCGUUCUACGAGGCCCAGGACAUACGCCAUACCAAUCCGAGAGCUGCGCUGAAGCUCUACCAAUCCGUCGUGGAGAAAGAGGAAGCAAACGAUGCAGCGAGCACCUGGAGGUUUCGCGCUCUCCUCAACGUCGUUCUCAUCCAUGCACAGCUUCGCGAGUUCGACAGCGCUGCGGAGGCGUAUCGUCGCCUCCUGCCUCUCAUGCGUCAUGUCACACGAAACGAAACUUCCGACGCAAUAAACGCUGUGUUGGAAGCUCUCAGCGCGGAUCUUGUUGAAUCGUCUCCCUCUUCAGAGUCGUCGUCCUCUUCUUCUGCCGCUUCUUGUUCCUCAUUUGCGGCUCUUGUUUCCGGACGAGGCGAAGCGGAGGUAGCCAGAGGAGAAGAAGAAAGGGAGAGCGAAGACUGUGGAGGACCUCCCUCGCUCCAUAGAAGGACGAUGGCGACGCUCGAGACCAUUUUUUCUCUCACGCUGAGUGCUUUGCAGGAACACCGCGUCAAGCGUCUUUGGUUCCGCACCUGCAGCCGCAUGAUUCGGCUGUACAUACACCAGGGCGAAUUCCCCAAGGCAACAACGCUUCUCGCUGACGUUCGCCGGGAAGCUCGUCUGACGCCUCUAGACAUCUCGGACUAUCAACUUCUCUCCUCGUCAAGAAGCUCCCUAUUCCCCACACCGCCCUCUUCCUCUUCCUCUUCUUCUUCUUCCGCGUUUGCAUCUGCUGGGUCUGGCGAGAGCGAGGAGAUGCCCAGCGGACAGAUUCUGGAGUUCUACGCGUUGGAGAGUGUGGUGUGCAUGCGCCAGAGGAAUUUUCCUCGACUUCGGCGGCUUGCGGCCGAGGCGGAAAAGUUCCUUUUGGCAGGCAUUGCAGAUCCGACGCAUGUCGCCACGGUCCGCGAGAUCACCGGGAAAAUCCAUAUGGUUGAAAAGAGGUGGAAGCGCGCACUCGUCGACUUCUCAGAGGCCUUCCGUCACUUCCAGGAGGUUGGCAGAUCCACGAAGGCCAAGCAAAUGCUUCGCUUGCUCGUCCUCGCCAGUCUCCUCAGCCUUUCGGAUAUCAGUCCUUUCGACACUCGGGAAGCAAAGGCUUUACAGGGGGAUCCCAGCGUCGCAGCGAUGCAUGCGCUGAGAAGGGCAUACGAAGCUGACGAUGUCGGCCGCGUCGUCGAGCUCCUCACUGAACCUCGACACGGACUCGCGACUGACGCAUACGUCUCUCUCUUCGUCGACGACCUUCUCGGAAGCAUUCGGGUGCGUGCUCUCCCCUCGAUCGUCGCGCCGUUCACCUCCGUCUCGCUGCCAAGCCUGCAGGAGAAGCUGCAUGCGCAGAACGCCAAGGAAGUUCGAAGCUCGGUCGCGAGGGCUCUGGCGGAGAGACGCAUUUUCGGAGAAAUCGACGAAGUCAAACAACUUCUUGUUCUCCGCAGGGGCGUUGGCGCGUCGGCGCCGUUCCAGGAUGCAUGCUCGAAUAGAGCGGCACACACAAGCGAAGAGAUGCCAGGCGCUGGAGAGAACGAGACAUCGAAGCGAGAAGAAGAAAAAGCCAUUCGCGAGUGGACCGCUUCUCUCGAGGCUCUCACACAGCAACUCUCCCAACUGCCCUAUCGCUGACGAAGAAAACCUUUCCACCAGUUUCACGAUUCAACGUCGCCCACUUUCGUCCUCGCUCACGAGCAAUCGACAUCGACG
Toxoplasma gondii ME49 is the source of this 2490-nucleotide messenger RNA. RefSeq names its product PCI domain-containing protein. The transcript has 11 exons. The coding region runs from base 370 to 2412 and encodes 680 amino acids. Gene Ontology annotation, cellular component: COP9 signalosome. Lineage: Eukaryota; Apicomplexa; Conoidasida; Eucoccidiorida; Sarcocystidae. The record is from RefSeq and is a predicted model, not a curated record. Gene Ontology annotation, biological process: protein deneddylation.